AUGUCGCUUAGCUUGUCGCCGGACAUGCGCACGUUCGUGUCGGGGGCCUGCGAUGCGUCGACGUUCCCUGGUCACGAGUCUGAUAUCAACGCUGUGGCGUUCUUCCCGAACGGCUACGCGUUCGCUACCGGCUCUGACGAUGCCACCUGUCGCAUGUUCGACAUUCGUGCCGACCAAGAGCUGGCCAUGUACUCACACGACAACAUCAUCUGUGGCAUCACUUCGGUCGCCUUCAGCAAAUCUGGUCGACUGCUGUUCGCUGGUUACGACGACUUCAAUUGCAACGUAUGGGACAGUAUGCAGCAAGAGAGGUCCGGCGUGUUAGCCGGUCACGACAACCGGGUCAGUUGUCUAGGCGUUACCGAGGAUGGUAUGGCGGUUUGCACUGGCUCGUGGGACAGCUUCCUGAAGAUAUGGAAUUAA
This is a messenger RNA of Soboliphyme baturini, 423 nucleotides long. The record is from the annotation of a GenBank genome assembly. Lineage: Eukaryota; Metazoa; Nematoda; Enoplea; Dioctophymatida; Soboliphymatidae.